Messenger RNA from Morus notabilis, 2053 nucleotides. RefSeq lists its product as uncharacterized. The transcript is spliced from 8 exons. Bases 96 to 1586 code for a protein of 496 amino acids. Lineage: Eukaryota; Viridiplantae; Streptophyta; Magnoliopsida; Rosales; Moraceae. The record is from RefSeq and is a predicted model, not a curated record.
UAUCCUCUAUUUCUCUCUCUAUUAGUCCAUUGAUCAAGUUUUGCAGAACAGCGCUUUUCCUGAAAAGAAACAAGUGGAGCUCCAAAAGUCUUUCAAUGGCCAUGGACUUGUCAGAUGUAUGUCCAACUGAGGACGCUGUUCAGGCACUUUUAGAAUAUUUGGUCGAUCCAAUGCUUCCGACAAAAUCGUCUGUUCCGGGCAUUGCAUCACAAUCUCAGCUGCAGGCAGUUGCAAAACAGGUGCAUGCUGUCUUGUUGUUGUACAACUACUACCACAGGAAACAAAAUCCAGCACUAGAAUAUUUGGGUUUCAAUUCAUUUUGCAAGUUGGCAGUGAUUCUGAAACCUGCCUUGUUGGGGCAUCUCAAAUUCAUGCAAAUAUCCAAUGACAAGGAGUUGGAUGACCCGGAGAACCAACUAUCAGUGAUGGAGAAAACCAUUAUGCACGCAUGUGAUAUAUCUAAAGUCUUAGAUGCUUCAAGGGAAAAUCCAAAUGUCGAAGGAUGGCCAAUUACUAAAGUUGCAGUUUUCUUAGUUGACUCAAAGAAAGAGAAGUGCUUCUUACUAUUCAGUUCCGUCACCCAAGGGGUUUGGUCAGUGAUUGGAAAUGUGGAAGUUUUACACCAAAUUUCAGAUAGCACGGCCGAGGCAACACAAGCGAACAAAAAGAGAGGAGUGAUUCGAAAACCUUCAAGAGUCAUUUCCAAGGUUGAUGUAGCUGGCUUUCUCCAACUUGCAUACUCUGCUGUUAAGGAUGUAACCGGUGUUACUCAAACUGAUCUUAUGGUUUUGGAAGAUCAUCUCGUUUAUUCUACGAGUAAAGAAAAGGAAGCUGCUCGGUUUUACAUUAUGCAGUGCACUAAAUCAGUCAAUGACGACAUCUGUCAAGUUCCUACUAAAGAUGCUAUUGACAGCCUGCAGGGUCCUUUACUGGAAAAGAGUUCUGGCAGAUGGACAGUCACGCCUGUUGUUGAGUACUUCCAUUUGCUUCCUUAUGCUGGGAUUUUGGCAGAAUGGAUGCAUAGGAAAAGACAUUCGAAUAAUUUACAACACUCGAUGCUGGGAGAGAGCCCCGAAAGGAAGAGAAGACCUAGUGACUCAGCAAUAUAUAAAAUGCAAGAUACUUCUGAUGUCAAUAGUGGCUUAGGAGAGGGUUGUGGCAACAAGAUGUCUGCCGGCAAUCUCAAGUCAGCCAAGGAGAAAGAUAUGAUUGGCAUCUCGAAUACUGUCAUUGCACCUCAGACCUCGGAGAUUACUAAACAAUACAGUGAUAUUUCACACACAACUCAAGUUGAAAAUGACCAGAAAAUGAUUACUUCCAACUCUACAGGAAGUGAUUUAAAUGGUCAAGCAAGUGGAGUUAGUGUUAAGGAAUUGGAUGCUUUAUGUCAUGCAAAUGACUGGAUAUUACCAACCUACCACGUACGCCCGACAGAAGGUGGAUUCAAAGCUAAUGUGACCAUAAAAGGGGCAGAUUUUGAUUACUCAAGUGAAGGUGACUUGCAUUCCAAUCCUCGCGAAGCAAGAGAAUCGGCUGCAGCACUGAUACUGCGGAAACUGCAAAGUCGUGCUUGUAGGUUGAUUUAGCUAAAAGACAUGGGAUGCCAUUCUCACUCAAGAAACAUCUAAACCAUAGAAGUUCCUCUCUCUUUGGAUUUUGCAUUUUGGGACAUGAUGCCGUAGGUGCAAGUUAAAAAGGACAUGUGAUAUCUCAACUAAUAUAGUCUACUACGUCAAGAAAGAAUGCUUAAAUCUUUUGACAUUACCAACAAAAAUGUGCACCAAACUACGCAGCACCGCCAUUCGCAACUUGUGGGGUAGCGCAACGUUGCGAGUCAAAACUCGCACCGCACGCUGUCUGCUUGGUUGAGAUUGGGUUGAUAGUCAUGACUAGUCGGCUCUGGCUAUGUUACUAACUUCUGUCUCCCAUUUGAGUUGCUUAACUGAGUGGGAAAUUCUAGCUGAUAGUCAUGUUUACUAAAAGUUUAAGGCAAAUGGCCAAUCUAAAAAUUUUUGAAGUAAAUGACUUUAUUUUAUUUCAUUUUUGUGAAGAA